Molecule: messenger RNA, 2454 nt
Organism: Solea senegalensis (Senegalese sole)
Lineage: Eukaryota; Metazoa; Chordata; Actinopteri; Pleuronectiformes; Soleidae
Gene: eif2b4
Product: eukaryotic translation initiation factor 2B, subunit 4 delta
Exons: 13
Coding region: 42-1655 (537 amino acids)
Source: RefSeq, a predicted model, not a curated record
AGCAGCAUCAGCAGCAGAGGAAGUGAAACAGCACCGUAAACAUGGCUGACAGUGGAGUGACAGAUGAGCCUGUCAAUAAAGAGGAAAUUGAACGAGCAAAGAGUGAAGGCAAAGAGCUGACUAAAGAGGAGAAGCAACGGCUGAGGAAAGAGAAGAAACAUCACAAGAAAAAUAAGGAGAAAAAGGAUGACAAGGCUUCACAGGAGUGUGAGAAAGAAAAAAAGCCUGUCAGCACAGACGCUCCAGUAUCACAGCCUCCAUCACAACCCACAACACAGAAAGCUCCUUCACCAGUGCCUACCCCUGCACCAGUUCCCGUGCCUGCCUCAGACGCCGCCGUAGCUGCAGACAAGCCUGCUAAAAGUAAAGCAGAGCUAAAAGCAGAGAGGCGAGCGCGGCAAGAGGCUGAGAGAUCGUCCAAACAGGGCAAGAAGGGAGAUGUGGGUCAGCCGGCUCCCACGAGCAAACCCAAAGCACCACCCAGUGAGCUGCAGCCAGUGGUCAAGAGGCUUCCAGAACAUAUCCAAGCAGACAACCCAGAUGUUUUAAGGAAACUAGCCAAGAAGUUGGAGAGACAACAGAUCCCACUUCGGUCAGACUACGGCUACAAAGUCAGUUUGUUUUCUCACCUUCACCAGUACAGUCGCAAAGCCCCUCUAACACAGCUACUCAGCAUUCCUUCCACAGUGAUUCAUCCUGCUAUUGUACGACUGGGCCUCCAGUAUUCACAGGGCAUUGUGGCAGGAUCCAACGCUCGCUCUGUAGCACUGCUGCAUGCCUUUAAACAGGUAAUAAUGGACUAUACUACGCCUCCAAAGGAGGAGCUUUCAAGAGACUUGGUGAACAAGCUGAAGCCUUAUAUCAGUUUUUUAAAUCAGUGUCGCCCCCUGUCAGCCAGCAUGGGUAACGCAAUCAAAUACAUCAAGAAGGAGAUCUCUUAUAUUUCUAGUCAAGACAAAGAAAAAGAGGCAAAAACCAAACUACUGAACUGCAUCGAGAGCUACAUUAGUGAUAAGAUCAUUAUUGCUGCUAUAGCUAUUGCCAAGUAUUCCAUAGAGAAGAUCAGCGAAGGAGACGUCAUACUAGUUUAUGGAUGCUCAUCACUGGUCAACCACAUACUGUGCGAGGCCUUCGAGAAGGGCAUUAAGUUCCACGUGAUUGUGGUGGACAGCAGGCCUCGGCUGGAGGGCAGGGAGGCUCUGCGGCGUCUGGUCAAGAAAGGCAUCAGCUGCACUUAUGUCCUUAUCUCAGCUGUCUCCUACAUCCUUCCAGAGGUGUCGAAGGUGUUCCUUGGUGCUCACGCUCUGCUGGCCAACGGUUACGUCAUGUCCCGCGUGGGGACGUCACAGAUCGCUCUGGUGGCCAAAGCCUUUAACGUGCCUGUGCUGGUGUGUUGCGAGACCUACAAGUUUUGUGAGAGAGUGCAGACGGAUUCCUUCGUGUCCAAUGAACUCGAUGACCCUGAUGAUCUCAUUGUGACCCGGAAAGGAAAGACUCAGCUGGAGGACUGGCAGCAGGUGAAGUCUCUCGGCCUGCUCAACCUGGUGUACGAUGUGACGCCGCCCGAUUUUGUGGACCUGGUCAUCACAGAGCUGGGAAUGAUCCCAUGCACCUCUGUCCCUGUGGUGCUGCGAGUAAAAAAUGUGGACCAGUAAUUUGAAAAAAAAAACCAGCUCUCCUGAACCAAGAGACUGUGGAGUUGUGUGCAUGAAUGAUUGCACACAACACACAAUAUCGUGCUUUUAGCAUGCAAUAAAUAUAUAUCUGUAACGGCAUAGGCUGUGUUUUUGUGGUAAAAUUGCAUCAUUAGAGUUUAUUGAGGCAAGUUGCGUAUUUUUUUUUUAUGUUAGAGGGAGAGAUGUUAUGAGCUUUUUCCUUACAACUGAACGUUUAAUUGCCAGUAUUUAGAGCAUAACAUUUCCACCAUGUUCAGGUUGUCAACACUAUGCAGCUUUAAACUCGCCAUUAAAGGCUUUUUUUAAUUACUAUUGAAGGCCCCAUAAAUUCUUCAGACUAGGUUUUAUUGAUUUGAUCAAUUGAACAGGAUAAAAGAUAUAUACCUUGGAAAAAGUUCUCAGAUGGUUUGCUGUUGCAUCCUCAUGACAAGUUCUUCAACUUUUAAAUCAAGUUUAACGACCAAGGAAAGCAGCAUUUUUGACCAAAUUUGUUCUAACUCGACAGAUUUUAAUUAAAGUAUAAGGGGAUGUAGGUCAUGGCCAGAGAAGGCAUUAAUCAGAUGGUUGGUGAUCCGAACACUGACCUGAAUACAGGUUAAAAACAACCCUGUAUAGUUAUUUUUUAGAUUUCAACAUUCGAACACAUUGUCGUCACUGUAUAAACAACAUUUAGAUAUUUAAUUUAUAUUGUAUACUAUCCUUCGUUAGCCUCAUUUGCCUUUAAGUUGACACCAAAUGUCCAGACUUUCUGUAUAACAUAAAAAAAACAUACAUGUGC